AUGAAGGCGUCCUUACCCGACGAGGAAAACAUUGGGGACUGCGAUGGUUUACGAUCUACAACCGGAGCUCUGCUAAAAAUCUCGAAGCAUCCUUACCCACGAAUUAUCAGCCAAAUAAAACUUAUGGAGAACACUGAACCACCUGUUUCAUCAACCACUACUCGCACAUGGCAUGACUUUCUAGAACGCAUGAGACAACCUUCCGCAACAGAAUUUGUCAAAACCAUAAAAAACUUCAUAACCACAUUCUCAAAAACCAUUCCAAAUCCCGAAAAAGACAGUGAAUCCAUACAAGAAUUCUUCGCCACCAUGGACGCCGCUUUCCGGGCCCACCCUCUAUGGGCGGGUCGCACAGAAGACGAAUUAGAAAACACAAGUGAAGGCCUCGAAAAAUACAUAAUGACAAAACUAUUCCCUCGCGUAUUCGCUUCACACCCAGAAGAUAUCAAAAUAGACAACGAUCUUUUCACCAAAUCGCUUUUAAUCCAACACUUCAUCGAACCCCACCACUUAGACAUUCAACAAAAGUAUCAAAACGAAACUUCAUGGUUAAUCGCAAAGAAAGAGCUUCAAAAAAUUAAUAGUUACAAAGCACCACGUGAUAAACUUUCAUGUAUUCUUAGUUGUUGUAAGGUCAUAAGUACAUCGCUAUUUAACGCAUCCGAAAAUCCACCUGGCGCUGAUGAUUUUCUUCCUGUUUUAAUUUACGUUACAAUUAAAGCAAAUGUGGCGCAAUUGCACUCAAAUUUGGUUUAUAUUCAACGGUUUAGGAAUCGGUUAAGGUUAGGUGGAGAAGCGGAGUAUCUUUUCACGAAUAUGUUAUCUGUAGAAUCGUUUAUUUUGAACAUAGAUGCUAAGGCGUUGUCUAUGGAUGAAAUUGAGUUUGAGAAUAAUAUGGAAUCUGCGAGAGUAAUUGUUUCGGGGGAGUAUAAUGGUGAGAAUGUGGAAACUAGAAGGGUUGAAAGUGAAAAUGAUAUGGAGGCGAAGUUGAAAGAGGUUCCUUCGGUUUCGGAUUUGGAAAAUAAAGGUGGGACAAUGAUUGUUAUGGAGGAAAAAGUGAGUGAAAAGUUUUGGAAUUUUCCGUUUUUGUAUUCGAAGGUUGAUGAUUUGAGUGUUGGUGAUGUGGAUGAGUUGUUGAAUGGUUAUAAGCAGCUUGUGUUUAAGUAUGUUUGUCUUGCUAAAGGAUUGGGUGUUCCUGUUCUGCCGCCUCCGGAGACCGGAGAUGGUGGCGGGGAGGCGGUGGGUGGUGUUUCGGUUGGCGGCAACGGAAAGUGAACAGGUGGAGGAUGGUAGAGUAGAAGGAGGUGGGGAUGAUGGUGUUGGGGAUUCUACAACUAAAACUCUGGUGGCUGGAGAAGUUGUUUCUCAGUUAGAUGUAAAUGUUGAAAAAUAAAUUAUGUAUCUUUUUGUUUUUGUGGAUUAGAUUUAGAUCUUUUGUUUAUUUGUUUAUUUGAUCGAUGCAUCUUUUGAUUAUAUUCACAUUGUUAAAUUGAGAAACUUGUGAAAAAUAGUAAUGUAGUUUACUUUUAUACCAAUAUGGAC
Lactuca virosa is the source of this 1542-nucleotide messenger RNA. The record is from the annotation of a GenBank genome assembly. Lineage: Eukaryota; Viridiplantae; Streptophyta; Magnoliopsida; Asterales; Asteraceae.